AAUACUUUCUCGUCAUUACCAGCGACAAAGUUAAAACGUCAAACAGCUGAGCGAGGUGACUGAUUGCUUGUCGUUUUGUGGCUUGCUCUUGUGUUCGUCUUUCUUGUUCAGUGAUUCAGGCAAAAUUUUGAAAAACAGUGUAUUCACCAGGUAUUCUUCAGGGUACAUACAAGCAUACUGAAUAUGAGUGAACUAAGUCAGGAGGAGAUAAGAAGACGGCGCUUAGCGCGUCUGGCCGCCCUGAGCGGAGCAGGGUCGGGGCCGUCUCCCGCGAGCCCUCCGGCCACCCCGGGCGCGUCGAUGCCGUCGCUCGACGUCGCGCCUCCCCUGUCCCGGCUGUCGCCCGCCUCCACCCCGCGAAGCUCCACGGAGCCCAGCACCCCCGACCUCAACAACGCAAACAAAGAACCCAACUAUAACAAUGAAGUCAGUAAAAGUGACGUAACAGAUCAGACGAAUAUACCAGCCGACGGUUUAAUUGUAACAGAGAAAACAGACAAUAAUUUAUUAGACGAAAUGCCCGAUACAAAGAUGACUGACCUGUCUCAGACGAGACAGUACAACAGUUUUGAUUCCAUGGGUGAGGACGCUUUGCUGAGUUGUGGCUCAGUGAGAGUGGGCAGCUUGCCCCAGUCAACGGUUGGUGGCUCAGAAGGGACGUCGACGAGAGAAGACAGCACAUCUAGGUCAAUAUCACCAGCGCAGUUUGCGGAGCCAUCUCCGGUCAGGCCGAGACCUAAUGUUUCUCCCAGUUGUUCUCGGCGGUCCCUCUCUAUGGAAGUGGAUGAUAGCUCAGAAAGAAAUUCUCAGUCAGACCAACAACAUGAGCCCAUGGAGGUUGAAGACGACUCAACAGCUUCGCCAGCGCGUAAAAUUUAUCGGUCGCGAACUGUCAGCUGCACAGAAUUGACAGAAGACCAAUUGCGGCAUAUUGUCGCCAAAAUUCUCCAGGUGUCCUGGUCAGAAGAUAGUGCUGGUGGAAUAUUUGUGCCAUCGGUUGCAGCAGCCUUACUUGACAAUCCUAAGUUAAGAUUAGACGAAUUAGCAUCAGAAGCAAUAAUGGACGUGAUUACUCAAAUAGCAGACGGAUCGGAUCCUCUGAAUCAGAAGCUUAUAGCAGUUUCUGAAACAUCGAAAAGACUGAGCGAAGAUUGCGGAGACGACACGCUGACGAGCGGCCCGCUCGGCUCUGAGACGGACGCCGACAAGGCGGAUUGUCCCACCCCGUCGCUGCCUAUCCCCAAAACCAUCCCAACACAGGGACUUGCUGUUAGUUAUUUACUGAGAUUUUACAACAAUAUCAACCUAUACGAAAGGGAACAUCCAAAGAAGAGCUCGGAACCACCUCUUAGUGAUCUACUGCAAAAUUUAAGGACUUUAUUGGUGAAUCAUUUGGUGCUAGUGCUACAGGGUCGAUUCGAACUGGAAAAGUGCCGCAAAUCGCCCCUGCUUCCGUACAUCCUCAUCGGGAACACGCCCAUAGGUCUGAUACCAGAAGUAUUAAUCGCCACAUACACGGAAAAGGAGGUCUUUGAGGAGGUAUUCGUGCCUCUCCUGAUGGGCAUUCGCGAGGAAAUGCGUCGCUGCGUGUCACCGGGCGUGGGCCGCGGGCACGGCGCGGCGCUGCGAGCGCUGCGGUCGCUAUGCGACAUGCGUGCGGGCCCGCGGCACGCGCUGCGGCCCGUGUGCGCGCUCAUCGCUCGCCUGCCCAGCCUGUGUCCCGACGCCGUCACCACCGCGCCUGGCAGGGAGAUCGCGAGGGUCAGCUUCCUUGGGCCGUUCUUUGCGAUUUCCCUCUUCGCCGAGGAGAACCCGCGUCUAGCCGAACGCCUAUUCGCGAGCGGUUCCAGCGACCGCAGCCUGGCGUUCGCACUGCAACGGGAGGUGGAAGCCAGUCGCAACACGCUGCAUAACAUCUGCCACAAUAUCCUGCUGUGUCCUGAAGCUAGAGAGCCUUUCCUGAACUUCUUCGCCGCGAUACUGCAGAGGAACGAGCGACGAGCACAGUUGCAGACCGACGAGAGAUCUCUGGCUGGCGACGGCUUCAUGCUGAACGUGUGUUCGGUGCUGCAGCUGCUGUCGGUGCGCAUCAAGCUGGAGCGCGUGUACCCGCUGUACACCUUCCAGCCCGGCGCCUGGGCCAACGUGCGCGACGACACGCGCCUCUACUACACCGCGCAGGAGGCGCAGGACUGGCUGGACGAGCUCAACAAAGACCCCAACCACAAGUGGCCGGAGGCGAAGUUCACGACGGUGUGCUGGUUCCUGACGCUGCACAUGCACCACGUGGCGCUCAUCCCCGCCCUGCAUACGCAUCAGCGCCGUAUACGUGCAUUCCGGGACCUACAGAAAGUGAUCGAAGAGCUGAUGGCGGCCGAGCCUCAAUGGCGCAACAGCUUCUCCGCGCUGCGCAACCGCGAGCUGCUCAGCAGGUGGCGGCGUCAGAUCAAACGCCUGCACAGGUCGAAGCAGUGCGCGGAGACAGCGCUGCUGGACGGCGACGUGAUGCGGCGCAGCAUGCAGUUCUACGCGAGCGCGUGCGCACUUCUGACCGCGCAGUUGGAGGCGGCGCGCGUCGGCUCGGGCCCGCGCGCCGGCGCCUUCCGCGCCACGCCCGAGUGGUACGUCGAGGACAUCGCCGAGUUCAUGCUCUUCGCCGUCCAAUACGUCCCACGGAUAGUAGCAGACUACAUUGAGGACCCGAUCAUAACGUGGCUGCUCAGCGCCAUCUGCAACUCUCACUUGAUCAAAAACCCGUAUCUGGUAGCGAAGAUAGUUGAGGUGUUGUUCGUGAUCAACCUGUCGCUGCCGUUGAAGCUGAAGAACGUCUAUGAGAAGUUCAUGGACCACCCCAUGUCGCAGACGGCGCUGCCGAGCGCGCUCAUGAAGUUCUACACAGACAUCGAGACCACCGGCCAGAGCACGGAGUUUUACGACAAGUUCACGAUCCGAUUCCACAUCAGCAUCAUCCUGAAGGGCAUGUGGGAGCGGCCUAUUCAUAAACAGGCUAUCGUGAAGGAGUCGCGCUCGGGCCGCCAGUUCGUGAAGUUUAUCAACAUGCUCAUGAAUGACACCACAUUCCUAUUAGAUGAAUGCCUUACGUACCUGAAACGUAUCCACGAGGCGCAGGAAGGCACCGCGGCGGGCGCGAGCGGCGCCACGGCCGAGGCGCGCGCGCGGGCGCUGGCGCAGGACGAGCGCCAGUGCCGCUCCUACCUCACGCUCGCCAGGGAGACGGUGGACAUGCUGGAGUACCUGACGGUGGAGAUCAAGGAGCCGUUCCUGCGCGCCGAGCUGGUGGACCGGCUCGCCUCCAUGCUCAACUUCAACCUGCAGCAGCUCUGCGGGCCCAAGUGCAAGAACCUCAAGGUCCGCCGGCCAGAGAAAUACGGGUGGGAACCGAGGAGGCUGCUCAGCCAGCUGGUCGACAUCUACCUGCACCUCGACACGCCGCAGUUCCACGCUGCGCUCGCCGCGGAUGAGAGAUCCUUCCGCAAAGAAUUAUUUGAAGAGGCCGCUAUGAGGUUGUCCAAAUCUUGUAUCAAGACAACCACCGAGAUCGAGCGCUUCAAGGCGCUCGCUGACAAUGCAUAUCAAAUCGCAGUAUCUAACCAGCAGAAGAGCGACGAAUACGCCGAUGCCCCUGAGGAGUUCAGGGAUCCGUUGAUGGACACACUAAUGACUGAUCCUGUAUUAUUGCCAUCUGGAAAGGUCAUGGACCGAUCGGUGAUCCUGCGGCACCUACUCAACAGCGCCACGGACCCUUUCAACCGGCAGCCGCUCUCGGAAGACCAACUGCGUCCAGCGACCGAACUGAAAGAGAGGAUCAGUCAAUGGCAACGUGAAAAGAGGGGAUCGACAUCAUAAACACUAAGCCAACGAUUAAGUCUGAUGUAUAUAGUCUAGAACAUAUAUAAAGACUAAAAUCUGGAUAUAUCCAGCAUUUUAAAUGGACUAUUGUCCACGCGCAUGAAUGUGAGAUUAUUCUAAGUAUGUUGUAGUGUGCAGUUGAAAACGAAGGUUACGAGGCGAUCCGUAACAAAGCAUGACUCGAAGAUACUAAUCGUUUGUUCCCCGCGUGUUGGUUCACAUAGCUGCACAGUGCCGCCGAUCCGCCUUACUUUAAAAACUCUUUAAAUUAUUAAUGUUAUUAUGCAUAACACUCAAUUUUUCUGUGAUGUUAUAAUUUUAGCGUUCAUUUGGCAGCAUUUUAAUCCCCACAUGAAAUCAAAAUUAUCACAUUUCAAUGUAUAAAAGAAAUAUCUUACAUAAAAGUAAGAACUCUAUUUUCGACAUCACAACAAGUAAGAAUGAAGUGGCCUAAAUGUAAGAUUGCCCGUGAUUAGGUGCUCGUAAAGAAGAUUGACCCCAAAUGAACACCAUCUACAUACGUGAUGACACGGAACAUUGUCUUCUUGCAUUUGAUAUUCUCUCUGCGGUAAUCGCACGCAAGUCAUCUGUUGUAGCUGUAGCCCCGCAUUAGUUUAACUAAUGGUAUACUUUAAACAUUUAGGUGUUUAUGGAAUGUUUUAGACAUUUUAUUUUUGUGCAAAAUGGAAAGAGUAGAUAAAUGAAUUUAUUUUAUGAAUUUGAUAAACUAUUCACAUAUAUAGUGAUAUUAUGUUUAGAAUACUUUAGCCAACAUUAUUUUAAUAACUAUACAUUACAUAUUAUCGAUUAUGUGAUUUGUUCCUUUAUGUUAGUUCAUUUAAAAUAUUUUGUUUCUCACUUGUUAGCUGAAAUUGAUAUCGAAAUAAUAAUUGUAUUAUCAUUAGCAUAAUCACAAUUAUAUUGUAAUUAAUUAUAAAGUCUCUGCAUUACCAAAUCUCAAUUAUUAAAAUUUAUCCAGUCACUGCCAAGUCUGUCAACAUAUUGAAUUAGUACAGGCAUUCCUAAAUAAGUCCAUUUCUUUAAAAUUACAUGGUCUCACUUGUAUAGUAUAAUUUGACUUGUAUUUAUCUUUAUAUUAUGAAGAUUAUAUGCUAGAGGUCUCUUAUGUUAAUAUGUCAAUAAAAAGUAAUAAUAUUAAUGGAGUUAUUUCUAUUUAAUUACUUAUCUAAUUAUAUCCCCAGCAUUACCACACAUAGCUGUUGUAUGAUAUAUUUCUUAAUAUCCUUCAGUUUAUCUAAAAUGAGUUCAUAUGGGCACAGUCAAUAAUAAAUAAUAACAUACUUUUAGGGCAGUCUAAAUAAAAAUAUGGAAUAUAAAUAUUAAAUAUAUAUUUGCUUUAAACCAAUGUAAACACUUAAAAUAAAUUAUUGUCAAUUCAUCCAUACUUAUAUCCAGAUUCUAUCAAAUGUGCGCAAUAUAUCACGAACAAGUCAUUUUUCAUGUGAAACUUUCUUCCCUUAACAAUAUAAUCUUAAACUUAAAAUAGGAGGUAGUUAUUGUAUCCAUGUGUAGAAUUUUCGUAACCAGAUUCAAAUCAGGUUACUGAACUAUUUGCUACUGUAAAGCAAUAAACAUAAGACACAUUUCUAUAUUUUAUGCUUUACAUGAGUAUAAAAGGCUAUCAGCAGCUGCCUAUCAAUACCUCAACUACACAUGAAUAAUGUUAAUACAAGUCAAGCUAACAAGAACAUUAACACAAAACUAAAUUAUUUAUGCUCUCUAUUCACCAUUGAUAU
This is a messenger RNA of Ostrinia nubilalis (European corn borer), 5627 nucleotides long. RefSeq names its product ubiquitin conjugation factor E4 B (gene Ube4B). Gene Ontology annotation, molecular function: ubiquitin-ubiquitin ligase activity. Gene Ontology annotation, biological process: protein polyubiquitination. Gene Ontology annotation, cellular component: nucleus; ubiquitin ligase complex; cytoplasm. NCBI's taxonomy places the organism in Eukaryota, Metazoa, Arthropoda, Insecta, Lepidoptera, Crambidae. The record is from RefSeq and is a predicted model, not a curated record. The transcript has 19 exons. The coding region runs from base 184 to 3867 and encodes 1227 amino acids.